Exophiala mesophila is the source of this 1618-nucleotide messenger RNA. RefSeq lists its product as hypothetical. Gene Ontology annotation, molecular function: methyltransferase activity. Lineage: Eukaryota; Fungi; Ascomycota; Eurotiomycetes; Chaetothyriales; Herpotrichiellaceae. The transcript has 8 exons. The record is from RefSeq and is a predicted model, not a curated record. Bases 519 to 1322 code for a protein of 267 amino acids.
UCAUGCUGCAGCUCACGACACUUGUCGGAACAUGUCCCCGUUCGCUAGGCGUUGUUUUCAAACAUACUCCGAAGAAGAAUUUGAGCCGUGAAUCCACUCGUUUGUGAUAUAACGUGUCGUGUCGCUGCGGGAUUGAACUCUGCAAAAAGUCAUGUCAGAUCUUGCAAUUCUGCUUCAUUUCUGUGACUAAAACAUGGCUAAUAAUCCAGAUCAGCAGGAAGGGAACCCGGAAAUUCUCAUUGAUACAUCAUUCGAUAAUGACUCUACACUAGGCGAUGACAGUUCCACGUGUGAACAAGUUUCUCUCCUUGGCCCAUCUUGCCGACCCAAAUGCUAACCAUCUUCGCUGUGAUAGAGAGUUCGACUCCCUGAGGAGCAGUAUCUAUAACUAUCGAUAUGCCAAUGGUCGUCGAUAUCAUGCGUAUCAUGCAGGUUCUUACUGGUGCAGUCUUAGAACCUCGCCUCACCUCAAAUGCUAGCUAACAUCGAUAUCAAGGGGACCAAAUGACGAGAAAGCCAUGGAACACCUUGAUAUAGGACAUCAUCUCUACACGCUCCUUCUCGAAGGGAAGCUUCAUCUCGCCCCGCUUGGGGAUAAUACACAGAAUGUGCUCGACGUUGGGACAGGAACUGGAAUAUGGGCAAUAAACUUCGCCGAUCAAAAUCCCUCGUCGAAUGUCAUUGGAACCGAUCUAUCACCCAUCCAACCAACAUGGGUUCCACCAAAUCUGUCCUUUGAAAUCAGUGACUGCUGCGAAGAAUGGCCUUAUAAUGACGACACCUUCGACUUCAUUCACGUGCGGGGCAUGUACGGCAGUGUUGCCGACUGGGAUGCAUUUUACAAGGAAGUUUUUCGGUGUCUGAAGCCAGGAGGAUAUGUGGAACAGGUCGAGCAAUCAGUUGUGCCCAAGUCAUUCGACGGAACCACCGACGGGACAAUUUUCGAGGAGUGGGGAAAAGUCUCACUUGAAGCAGGAGACGCGUUUGGAAAAUCUUUACGUAUUGUGGACGAGUCAGGCGAGUUCAUGCGCCGAGCAGGCCUUGAGAGUGUCACCGAGAAACGAUUCCAUUGCCCUGUUGGCAACUGGCCAAAGGACAGUCGUCUCAAAGAAGUUGGUUCGUACAACCGCCUUCAGUGGGAAGAAGGGAUCGACGGUUGGUCCAUGAUGCUUCUUACCAGCAUACUCAAUUGGAGCCGAGAAGAAGUCGAAGUGUAUCUGGCUAGAAUGAGAACUGGCCUACGUACCCGGGGAAUCCAUGCCUACCAAGACAUGACUGUGGUAUGGGGUCGAAAACCAGAGUCAAAACCAGAGUCAAGUUAGGACGGGGAUUUAGCCAUAGACCCCUCACGAAUUUCGUUCUUUUCGGAUUACUCUUCCCGUAUACGCCUCUUAUAACGACGACAAGAGUCGUUCGCCUGUGGCGAGCUUUCCCGCGAGAGAGCUUGGUAUUUUCUUCCAAGCUCGGGGACUUUUUAUUGAUUAACGAAGUGGCGUCUACGCCACCACUGGGGGAUACACCUGCGAGCUUGUUGGAAGCAGUGAUUGCAGCUACUUUAGUGCCACUAAAAGCGGUUCACGACAUAAUGAGAAAUACGAGUGUUAGUCCAGGCGUCCAA